This is a messenger RNA of Fonsecaea pedrosoi CBS 271.37, 798 nucleotides long. RefSeq lists its product as uncharacterized. NCBI's taxonomy places the organism in Eukaryota, Fungi, Ascomycota, Eurotiomycetes, Chaetothyriales, Herpotrichiellaceae. The record is from RefSeq and is a predicted model, not a curated record. The transcript has 2 exons. Bases 1 to 798 code for a protein of 265 amino acids.
AUGAGGGCUAUUCAAGCCUGUUGGAUGGUGUUCUCCCUGUUGCUUCGGCUCGCAAUUUCAUCCAAGACGUGCUACACACCGGCCGGCGAAGAUACGAAUGGCCCUUACUCGACCCCCCAGAACAGCACCUAUCAACCAUGCAACCCGACAGACGGCACGGUGUCAAUGUGCUGCGCCAGCUGGGACACAUGUAUGCCCAACGGUCUUUGCUGGAACGAGGCGUACCACAUCUGGUGGCGUGAAAGCUGUACUGAUCCAGAUUUUACCGAUCCCAAUUGCGUGAAGCUGUUCACCAACAUAACUGGAGACACGACAGUAUCGAAUUGUACCGACGGUAGUUGGUGUGUCGGCACAAAAGGUGGCUGCUGUUCGGAUCAUACAGGAGUCUUUCUUGCAGCAAACAACGACACCUUACCUGUAACCUCCACUGCCGCCAUCUCGGCCAGUCCCACUCCCACCGUUUCUGCGAGCAGCACGAGUUCGUUAUUGAUAACAACAACUAUCGCUUCCUCAAGUACCACACCCUCGUCCAUCGCAUCUGAAGGUUCACAUUCUCUUUCCGCUGGCGCCAAGGCAGGUGUAGGCAUUGCUACAGCUGUAGCUGUCUCGAUGCUGCUUGGGCUGCUCUAUUUGUUUGUUCGUCGGCGUCAGAACAAACGUAAACAACUCCGAACCGGUUCUGACAAUCUGCUUCCAGCAGAGUCCAAGCCCGAUAGAGCAGAAAUCUUCUCCACUCCGGUGUUUGAGAAGGACGGCUCUCGUUUGAAAACGAGAGCGCCGGCGGAGAUGGAAGGAUGA